AUGGGGCUGCGAACGGUGUCGUACGACCGCAAGAUCAAGUCGAUCUUGGCCGAAGUAAAAGUGGCAUAUGAAGGGGAUCAGGCGCGCCGUCUGGCGAAGGUGCAGCUAUCUGCCAGGCCUGACGACUCCAAGAGUAGAGCAGACGACCAAGACGACCUGGUCAGCAUACCGCAGCAGCAACGGAUUCCUAAUCGAGCCAUCCCGUCCCUUCGCUGA
This is a messenger RNA of Pseudozyma hubeiensis SY62, 216 nucleotides long. Its product is annotated as kinesin-II 85 kDa subunit. The record is from RefSeq and is a predicted model, not a curated record. NCBI's taxonomy places the organism in Eukaryota, Fungi, Basidiomycota, Ustilaginomycetes, Ustilaginales, Ustilaginaceae. The transcript is spliced from 2 exons. The coding region runs from base 1 to 216 and encodes 71 amino acids.